Messenger RNA from Leishmania braziliensis MHOM/BR/75/M2904, 1545 nucleotides. RefSeq lists its product as hypothetical. The coding region runs from base 1 to 1545 and encodes 514 amino acids. The transcript has a single exon. The record is from RefSeq and is a predicted model, not a curated record. Lineage: Eukaryota; Euglenozoa; Kinetoplastea; Trypanosomatida; Trypanosomatidae.
AUGGACCAACUGAGUGUCGACUUGAACUCCUUAAGGGAGCUCGUACUUCAGCACCAGCAUCAGCAACGUCUGGCGGACGACACCCAUGCGAGGACGGACGCUGUGGCGGUACCGUCUGCACCUAACGCAAGCGCCAGCACUCCCGCAGCAGCAGCGACAGCUGACAAAAUUCGAGAGCUGCAGCGGGAGCUCUGCACGCUAACAGAGCAGCUGCAUGCGGAGAAAGCCACGUCGGCUCAGCUGCUCUUGCAGCAGCGCUGCGACGCGGCCUCGUUGCAAGAGUUGCUCGAUCAGGCAGCGCGCGCGGACGAGCAAGUCACAGACUUGACGUCACAGCUGGCUGAGUGGAAGCGGCGGUGUCAGACAGCGGAAGAGGCCCACGCGGGGUGCGCUGGUCAGUACGAGAGUGUGCGGGAGCAGGUGGAGUGCGUGCAGCGACGCGUGGCGGAGACGCAGGCGCAGCAUGCGGCGCUCACUGCAAUAGCCACAGAGGCCCAGCGACUCGUGUCGAAGCUGGCAGAUGAUAAGGCGCAGCUGCAGGACACACUGUGCUCCCGCGAAGAAGCCCUGCUGCGGCUUUCGGGGGUCGAGCUGGAGCGAGAUGAAGCCUGUGCACGUGUGCAGGCCUUCGAGGCGCAGCACACUGAGUGGGAAGCUGAGGUGUGCGCGUAUCAGCGCUACUUCGACUCCGCACGUGAAGAAUACGUCCACGGCGUACGCCACGUUGCCGCAGCGCGUCAGGAGCAUGAGGCGCUGCGGGAGGCAUUGGCACAAAGCGAGGCACGGUGUGUCCAAUGGGAGCAGCUAUUUAUAGACCUCCGCACUGGUGCCUGCACCGGGUGCGCGGCUGCGCGAGCGGAUGUAUCGAUGGAGGAGGUAGCGGCAGACUUCUCCGGUGCUAGCAGUACUGUCAUUGCCGUUGGUACCGCAGUGGAAAACGGCCCCUACAGCGGCAGCGGCAGCGACGCGAGUGAUCGUCUUGUUCACCCCACCUCCCCAUUCAAUGUCGACUUCGUGCCGCUUCUCGAGGCGAAGGUAGCGGAUCUUGCGCUGCGCCUCUGCGAAGCUCAGGCCCGCGCGGAUGCGGCAGAGCACACCGCGGAGGACUUAUCUCGUUUGUCCCUGGCUGACUCUACGCUACUGAUGCACCUGAAGUCCCUGGUCUGUGCGCACCGUCCACAGGUAGACGGCGUGGCGGACCACAACGCACAGCUUCAGGCACGCCUGCUGGCUGCCGAGUCCUUCGCUGACGCGUUAAUGCGACACGUGGUGCGGCUAGGUGAAGCAUUUGCCGACGAAGCGAGUCAGCGAUGUUGGCUGACGGCAGCGAGCGUACGCGACAGCGUAGCUACAAGAAUGUCUACGGCAGCGACAUCCAGCAGUUCCACCGGAAGCGGCAGAGGUGUGGACGUGGUGAGCAGCGGCAGCGGUGGUCAUGGCAACGAGACUACUCUGCCGCCAGGGCCGCCUCUCUCUGUUCUGACGCAGAGUCGGCGGCAUCGACUGCGCACAACAGCUCUGGGCCGGCGUGAUGGCGAGCACUGA